Messenger RNA from Schistosoma mattheei, 1678 nucleotides. The record is from the annotation of a GenBank genome assembly. Lineage: Eukaryota; Metazoa; Platyhelminthes; Trematoda; Strigeidida; Schistosomatidae.
UAAUUUUUCGCCAAGGUCGCGGUCUGGUGCACUUUAAAGUCUUUCUGCGUGUGGCUUCAUAAUGCCAGAGGUUACUCGUCAAGAUAAUGAUAAAAAGACAAAGAAGGAACUUAGAAAAUUACAACGCGAUAUAGGUAAACCAAAGGUUCAAGAAGCAGAGGUUGAUCAGAAAACUGUGGUUAAUCUCCUUGGGGAAAAUGGGAUACUUGAUGCAACGGAUGCAUAUGGUGUUCUCCCAUUGUGUCAGUCACAGUUUACUGAAGGCCCCAAAUACACUGAACUGAGAGAAUUGUCAAAGGAGUCAAAUAUCAAUCAAAAUGUGUGGGUUCGUGGGCGUCUUCAUAGAAGUCGAAUGAAAGGAAAACUAUGUUUUUUUAUACUACGUUUACAAGACUACAGAGUACAAAACGUGCUUUCUGUCGGGGAACAUACUCCAAAAGAAAUGUUGGCAUUCGUCUCCAGCAUUUCUAAGGAAUCGAUCGUCGAUGUUUUUGGGCGAGUUCUAAAAAGCCCUGUUCUCAUUGAGGGUUGCAAUCCAGAUACCAUUGAAAUCCAUUGUGAAAAAGUGUUUGUUGUAAGUGCUGCUCUUCCAACUUUACCUCUACAAAUUGAGGACGCAAUGAGACCUGAUGAUGACGAAACGACUUUGAGCCGAGUCAAUCAGGAUACUCGUUUAGAUAAUAGAUGCAUAGAUCUGAGGACUCCGGUCAAUCAAGCUAUUUAUCGGGUUGAAGCUGGUGUAGUCAAAUUUUUUAUGGAAUACCUUACUAAUGCUGGGUUUGUGAAUAUCCAUACUCCAAAAAUGAUUUCAGCAGCUUCCGAAGGUGGUGCAAAUGUUUUCAAAGUGUCCUACUUUUCUGGUAGUGCCUAUUUGGCCCAGUCACCUCAGCUAUAUAAACAAAUGGCCAUAGCGGCUGACUUUGAAAGGGUCUUUACCAUAGGCUCAGUUUUCCGUGCUGAAGAUUCUAACACACAUCGACAUCUUACAGAAUUUGUUGGUUUAGACAUAGAGAUGGCCUUCAAAAACCAUUACCAUGAGGUGGUCGAUCUUAUCGCAGAUAUGUUUGUUCAUGUGUUCAAAGGGUUGCAACGCGAAUAUCAAACUGAAAUCCAAACCAUAUGUCAACAAUAUCAUUCAGAACCUUUUGAAUUCCUUCAACCUACGUUACGCUUACAGUAUCGUGAUGCUAUUCGGAUGUUACAAGAUGCCGGUUGGGAAAUUGGAGAACUAGAUGAUUUAAAUACACCUGCUGAAAAGUUCCUUGGGAAAUUGAUCAAGGAAAAGUAUCAUACAGACUUCUAUAUUCUUGAUAAGUUCCCACUGGAUAUUCGCGCUUUCUAUACUAUGCCACAUCCUACUGAGAAGGGCUAUUCUAAUUCGUAUGAUUUUUUCAUGCGUGGGGAAGAAAUCAUGUCUGGGGCACAACGUAUUCAUGAUCCAGUCCUUUUAUCGGAACGUGCUACACACCAUAAAGUUGAUCUGGAAAAGAUUAAAGCGUACAUUGACGCUUUUCGUUAUGGUUGUCCACCCCAUGCCGGUGGAGGGAUUGGUCUUGAGCGAGUGACUAUGCUGUUCCUUGGGUUGGAUAAUAUCAGAAAAGCAUCAAUGUUCCCACGUGAUCCAAAACGAUUGACUCCUUAAUUUAUUUUGAUAAAUCUUUAACAGAACUCGGUAGCA